Aplysia californica (California sea hare) is the source of this 2257-nucleotide messenger RNA. Its product is annotated as probable G-protein coupled receptor 139. The record is from RefSeq and is a predicted model, not a curated record. Gene Ontology annotation, cellular component: membrane. The transcript is spliced from 2 exons. Gene Ontology annotation, biological process: G protein-coupled receptor signaling pathway. The coding region runs from base 1 to 1182 and encodes 393 amino acids. Gene Ontology annotation, molecular function: G protein-coupled receptor activity. Lineage: Eukaryota; Metazoa; Mollusca; Gastropoda; Aplysiida; Aplysiidae.
AUGGUUAAACGGUCUUCCAACAUGGUUAAACGGUCUUCCAACAUGGUUAAACGGUCUUCCAACAUGGUUAAACGGUCUUCCAACAGUGUUAAAGGGUCUUCCAACAUGGCGAGAGGGGAGGUAUUUAAGGGGUCUUCCAACACGGUUAAAGGUUCUUCCAACACGGUUAAAGAGUUUUCCAACACGGUUAAAGGGUCUUCCAACACGGUUAAAGGGUCUUCCAACACGGUUAAAGGCGUGGACCCUCACUCCCUCUUCUCCCUCCAGUUCACCGCCCCCGCCUCCGUCAUCAUCGACCCCAUCAUCACUGUCGUCAUCUCCGGUUCUGUGUACGUGACCAUCGCCCUGACCAUCGACCGCUGUAUCGGGGUCGUCAUGCCGCUCAAGUGGAUGUCCAUCUGCACCAGGUUCCGGAUCAAAGUGGUCCUGGUAGUGGUCAGUCUGUGGUCAGUUCUCAUCAACUCACCUCUCUUCGCCGAGCUCGAGCUGAAAAAUGUGCACCUGAAGAGUCUGAACGAAACGUACCUGGUGCCCAGAGAAACAGAAUACAGCCAGACGACGUUCCACAACGAUGUCUACCUCCGCUACAUCGUGCCGGCUGUUACCAUGGUGAUACCCGUGACGCUGAUUCUCGCUUGCAACGCCAUUAUCGUACUGAAGAUAAAGUUUGCCAGAAAAGACCUCGCCAGCUCACAGCCAGCUGAUGCACGCGCGAAAGAAGUGAACAGGCUCACUGCUCAAGUUUUGUUCAUCUCUCUUCUCACACUGGUUUCCAGAAUCUUUCACGCAGCCUCCUACAUCAUGAUGGCCCGCGAGAACACGACUUUCGUGACGUUGUGCUCACUAUCCUGCGCAUGCGUCGCAGCGGUUUCAUCGUUCUUUAUAAAGGUGAACGCAGCAGCCAAUUUUAUCUGCUACUGCUACUUCGGGAAAAAAUUCCGCGCAGUUUUCGUAGCAACAUUUCCAUGUCUUCGAUGUCGGAAGCGAAGAACGGUGUUGAGCAAAGCAUCCGUACAAGGUCCCGGUCAUGGUCAAAAGUAUAUCCACGCUAUUUCCCAUUCACAUUAUAAGGGUGAAGGCCCAAGUUUGGCUCGUGCUUCGUCUAUGGGUCAGGGUAUCUCUCUCAGCUCCAGCGACUUUUCUUCUCAGAAAACAAUGUCCACGGAAUUUAUAGACAGCUAGAACAACAAUAGUUGACCUAAAGAACAAAAUAUUGAACUUGUUCCCAGCCUCGGAACCAGAAACCGCCAGCGCUUCUGAUGUAUCGGUUACUAGGCUCUUUGCCGCCGCACCCAGACGACGUGAGUUCGAAUCCCAAGUGAGGAGUCUUUUCUUUAACAAAAAUUGAAAUAAUAUAGUUACUCCCAUAAUUUGUCUGCUUGGAUGUUGUAUCCCUCUGAGCCCUGAAUGCCGAGGUCGAAGCAGGAGGCCAUUUUCCUGACUGAUCCAAACUGUGUCCAUGGGGCCUUAAGCCAUCUAUUGUUACUGUUGCGAUAGCCAGAAAUUCGGAGUUCAUAAAUAUUCUCAUAGAUACAGAGAGCUCAAAGAGGCUGCGCCUACGCAAUUGACAAUAUGGGUUUGGUUUCAACCACUUGACUUUAUGUUACGGAGUAUCCCCCACCCCCACCUCCACCCUCACCCGACAAUAUAUCCGACAAAAUCCUGUCUGGCCCUGACAGGCAGGUUCGGAGCAGCCUGCCUCCAAAAUAAAGUAGGCUAAAUGGUGUCGAUGCAGGCCUAAAACUUUUUAUUAAGUCAACUGCCAAAACUAAAGCAAUACAACAACUCCCUGGACAGGGCACAACUCGCUUUCAAAGUGGACAAGACUUUGGUUCUGUCGUCAGGUUCCAGGGGAACUGCCACACGGGUCGCCCUGGUUCGAAUCUGUGCCUCAAAGAGGGUGCAUUCUGGGACAUUGGUUGUUUGUUUGAGAACGUAUCACGCAGGGCUCUGCAACUAACUGCUCAGAUGGAUUCAGUUGUUGCAGGCAGACGUCUGCUUUGCAGUUGUCAACUUUUAGUCGUCAAAUUUGCAGACGUCAAAUCUACAGACAUCAACGUUGGAGACGUCAAAUCUACAGACAUCAACGUUGGAGACGUCAAAUCUAAGAACAUCAACUUUGCAGACGUCAAAUCUAAGAACAUCAACUUUGCAGAAGUCAAAUCUAAGAACCUCAACGUUGGAGACGUCAAAUCUACAACAUCAACUUUGCAUUUGUCAACUUUGCGGACGUCAACUAAAAAAAAUAUUUUUUAAA